Molecule: messenger RNA, 999 nt
Organism: Fusarium keratoplasticum
Lineage: Eukaryota; Fungi; Ascomycota; Sordariomycetes; Hypocreales; Nectriaceae
Exons: 1
Coding region: 241-999 (252 amino acids)
Biological process (GO): calcium-mediated signaling
Cellular component (GO): nucleus; cytoplasm
Molecular function (GO): calcium-dependent protein serine/threonine phosphatase regulator activity; nucleic acid binding
Source: RefSeq, a predicted model, not a curated record
GGGAGAUGCAAGGUCAGUAAGCGGCUUGAUAUAAUAGCCGCCCAUAUCACCACACUUGCACUUUCUUCAACUCAAACAACAACACCGACAACAUCACCACAACUACUACAACUACAACUACAACUACACCAAGAAACACCCCAGACUACAGCUGCAGUUACAGUCACACAGACGCAACAGUCUAGAAUCAACACCACGAACUUCACCACUUCUCCCUCAACUAUCACAUCCACAUCCACAAUGGAGCCUUCACCUCGACACUCCCGCUCCUCCUCGUCUGCCUCGCGACGAUCAAACCUCACCCUCGACCUCUCGUCCAUCCCGCCCAUGACCCCGCCCACGCCCCCCUCAAACACCCUCCUCCUCACCAACCUCGCCGACCCGGCCAUCUUCCUCCCCGAGAACCUCGACGUCAUCCGCGACCUCAUCUCCCAAUCGGCCACCAUCCACGCCUUCUCCCCGCUCAAGUCGUUCCGACGCAUCGUCGUCUCCUUCUACGACGAGCAGGCCGCCAUCGCCGUCCGACAGAUCUGGGACAACGAGGCUAUCAUGGGUCAGCAGUGCCGCGUCUACUUUGGCAAGCCUACACCUGUCGAUCAGCGAGAUGAGCACCUCGCUCUUCCCGACGCCGGCAAGCUCUUCUUCAUCUCUCCUCCUCCUAGCCCUCCCCACGGCUGGGAGGACCGUCUCGAGGACGCUCCCAACAAGCUCGUGCACGCCGAGGACCUGGCCGACGCUUUGGCUAAGCUGCACCACCGCGCCGGUCCCGUCGACGACGAUGCCAGCUCGCCCAUCACACCUCCCGACUCUGCUCUUCCCGGCCGCACGCGCUCGCGCUCCUCCACGCUCAUCUACAAGCCCAACGAGGAGAGCAGCAUGCCCGCCGUCUUUGUCGAGGACAUGACCGAUGAGCCCUGCGAGUACAGCCCCGUAGAGCCUACCAAGCCCAUCAUGGCUCACACUGCCCGGCCACCUGUCGAGCUUAUGAGCGACGCCUAA